Mugil cephalus (flathead mullet) is the source of this 3578-nucleotide messenger RNA. RefSeq names its product aminopeptidase N-like. Gene Ontology annotation, biological process: peptide catabolic process; proteolysis. The transcript has 21 exons. Gene Ontology annotation, cellular component: cytoplasm. The record is from RefSeq and is a predicted model, not a curated record. The coding region runs from base 23 to 2935 and encodes 970 amino acids. Lineage: Eukaryota; Metazoa; Chordata; Actinopteri; Mugiliformes; Mugilidae. Gene Ontology annotation, molecular function: zinc ion binding; peptide binding; metalloaminopeptidase activity.
UGUCCAUCAGAGCCUGUGCACCAUGGCGAAAGGUUUCUACAUCAGUAAAGUCACGGGGAUCGUGGCGGUGGUGGUGGGCGCCGCCGCCCUGGCCACCAUCAUCGCUCUGUCUGUCGUUUACUCGCAGGAAAAGGCCAAAAACAACAAUAAUCAGGUGGCACCAACAGAUGGAGGGACGACGGCCACCGCCUCCACCGCCUCCACCGCCUCCACCGCCGCCCCCUCCAACAAACCCUGGGACCAGUACCGGCUCCCCAAGAGCCUGGAGCCCAUCCACUACGACGUCACCCUGUGGCCCCGGCUGAAGAAGAACGAAACCACUGGACUGUUCAUCUUCACCGGUGACUCCUCUGUGGAGUUCCUGUGUGUGGAGGACACUGACCUGAUCCUCAUCCACUCUAAUAAACUGAACUACACGGCGCUGGAUGGUGGGAAGCUGGCCCGGCUGACCUCCGUCCCCUCCUCAGACCCGGUCCCUGCCAUCCAGUCCUCCUGGCUCCAGACCGAAACCCAGUACCUGGUCCUGCAGCUGGACGGGAAACUGCUGAAAGGCCGCAAGUACCGACUGUACACUGAGUUCACUGGGGAGCUGGCCGACGACCUGGGAGGAUUCUACCGCAGCGAAUACGUGGAGGACGGAGUCAACAAGGUCGUUGCUACCACUCAGAUGCAGCCGACUGAUGCCAGGAAGUCGUUCCCGUGUUUCGAUGAACCGGCCAUGAAGGCGUAUUUCAACAUCACCCAUAGACAUCCUCCUCCUCUAACUAAACUAACUCAAUCCGUAUCCGUAGAAAACACUGACGUCACCAUUGGUGGCCAGACUCUGAGGAAGACGGUCUUUGAGAGGACGGAGAAGAUGUCCACGUACCUGCUGGCCUUCAUCGUCAGUGACUACGCCAAUGUCAACAACACUUUAGACGGACUUCUGGUGCGUAUCUUUGCCAGGAGACCUGCCAUCGCCGCUGGACAAGGAGACUACGCCCUCAGUAAAACUGGACCCAUCCUCAAGUUCUUCGAGGAGUAUUUUAACUCCAGCUACCCUCUGCCCAAGUCUGACCAGAUUGCUCUCCCAGACUUUAAUGCAGGAGCGAUGGAGAACUGGGGCCUGAUCACCUACAGGGAGACCGCGCUCCUCUAUGACCCACGUUUCUCCUCCAACUCCAACAAGGAGCGAAUCGCAACCAUCAUCGCACACGAGCUGGCUCACAUGUGGUUCGGUAACCUGGUGACUCUGAGGUGGUGGAACGACCUGUGGCUGAACGAAGGCUUCGCCUCCUACGUCGAGUAUCUGGGAGCCGCCAAGGCUGAACCCGACUGGAACGUGACGGACCUCAUCGUCCUCAAUGAUGUCCACAGAGUGUUUGCUGUGGACGCCCUGGCCUCGUCCCAUCCGCUGUCCUCUAAAGAAGAGGACAUCCAGAAGCCAGCGCAGAUCAGCGAGCUGUUCGAUGCCAUCUCAUACAGCAAGGGAGCGUCCGUCCUCAGGAUGCUGUCAGACUUCCUGACUGAAGAGGUCUUCACCAUGGGACUCAAGACCUACCUGGAUGAGUUCAGGUUUGGAAACGCCGUCUACACCGACCUGUGGAAGCACCUGCAGAUGGCUGUGAACGCCACCAGUACGCCUCUUCCUGCCUCACUGACCGACAUCAUGAACACCUGGGUGCUGCAGAUGGGCUUCCCCGUGGUCACCAUCAACACCGAGACCGGAGUCGUGUCCCAGAAACACUUCCUGCUGGAUCCAGACUCUGUGGUCACCACUGAGUCCCCCUUCAAUUACCAAUGGAUCGUUCCAAUCAAGUGGAUGAAGACCGGAGUCGUCCAGAACACAACGUGGCUGCAGGUUGAUUCCACCACCAUGAACGAGAUGAAGACUACAGGGAGUGAUUGGCUGCUGGUGAACCACAACGUGGUCGGUUAUUACCGAGUCAACUACGACACGAAGAACUGGGACAAGCUGCUGUCGACUCUACAGACCAACCACAAGAUGAUUCCAGUGCUCAACAGAGUUCAGCUGGUGGACGACGCCUUCAACCUGGCCAGAGCGAAGAUCAUCCCGACCACACUGGCCCUCAAAACCACCAAGUACCUGAAGAAUGAGAGGGAAUACAUGCCAUGGAAGUCAGCGCUGAAUAACCUGGACUUCUUCUACCUCAUGUUCGACCGCACCGAGGUUUACGGCCCCAUGCAGGAUUAUCUGAGGAAACAGGUCACGGGUCUGUUCGACCACUACAAGACAUUGACCAAAAACUGGACGGUCGUCCCAGAAGGACACAUGGACCAGUAUAACCAGGUGAACGCCAUCAGCCUGGCCUGUAGGACCGGUCUGCCCGAGUGCCUGGAUCUGGUGAAAGGCUGGUUCAAGGCGUGGAUGACCACUGGCAACAACGCGAUCCACCCCAACCUGCGCUCCACUGUCUACUGUCACGCCAUCGCGGCCGGCGCCGCCGCCGAGUGGGAGUUUGCUUGGACACAGUUUAAAAAUGCAUCCAUCGCUAGUGAGGCGGAUAAACUCCGCUACGCACUGUCCUGCAGCAAAGAGACCUGGCUGCUCAACAGGUACCUGGAGUUCACCCUGGACCCCAAGAAGAUCAGGAAGCAGGACGCCACCUCCACCAUCGUCUACAUCGGCAACAAUGUGGUGGGUCAACCUCUGGCCUGGGACUUCAUCAGGGCCAACUGGGCGUACAUCUUCAGAGAGUACGGUGGUGGAUCUUUCUCUUUCUCCAACCUCAUCAACGGCGUCACCAAACGCUUCUCCACUGAGUUCGAGCUCCAGCAGCUGAAACAGUUCAAGACCGAUAACUCUGACGUGGGUUUCGGCUCCGGGACUCUGGCCGUGGAUCAGUCCAUUGAGAGAACCAUGGGAAACAUCAAGUGGAUCGGAGAGAAUAAGCAGAAUGUUCUGACCUGGUUCAAUGAUGAAGCUAAAGCCUAAACGAGGAACCUGUGUUCUCCGUCUAAUUUAAAAUGUUUUGUUGUUGUUGUUGUUGUUUUCCUGUAAAAUAAAUGUUGCUUGGAGCAGAUUUACUCCUGUAGAAUGAUUCAUGCAUCAUUUCAUCACCUUUAAAAUCAGUCAGGACUCUGAUCAGCUCACUGAGCUCGAGUUAUAGAAAAAAGAGAAUUACAGUUUAUUGAAAAGCACAAAUCACCUGGCGAGGACUCGUUUUAGUGGUUUUGUAGCUGUUUAAGUUCUUUGUCAAUAUAAUUUUAUAGUUCCUGAUUAUAAGAACAGAGUUGGUGCAUGUUCCCUUUAGUUUUCUUCUAACAUUUGGACGAUUAUUUUUUUUAUAUUAGCAGAAAAACUGGACUCCUCUUCCGUCUCAUUGUUUGUGUUUUCUACAUUUUUAAGAUUGAGCUGCUGAAGCAACCACAGCCCUUUUUCUAUUUUAACACAUUUUAUUUCUAUUUUCACACACUGCCUCAUAAAUGUUGGAGCAAUUAAUGGUAAACCUGUUCUUUUAUUUAUUGUACAUGUUUGUCCUGGUAAUGACGGCUCUCUGCUGUGGAACUGGGAACAUGUUUUUACAUAUUUGAAAUUUCAUUGUGGAAAAGAGAAUUAAAACUUGAUUUCUUAAUAA